AACCAUACCACUGAAUCAAAUACCAAGUAUGACCGGUUAAACUCACUCCUUAAUGCUAGAACAACUCUUCUCCGCCACUAUAGUUUCUGAUUCAUUUGCUUUGUUUGCACUGCCACGAGCGGUUUGAAGCUCUCUCGCAAUGAAGGUGCUGAGCUGGUGGCUGAUGGUGGUGGGCUCGCUCCGGCUGGUCUCCGUUUGGUUCGGGUUCUUCCACAUUUGGGCCCUCCGCCUCGCCAUCUUCUCCAAAUCCCCCAUGUCUGAAGUUCAUGGGAGGACAUUUGGUGUCUGGACUCUUUUAACUUGCACACUCUGCUAUCUCUGCGCCGUUAACCUUGAAAACAAGGCUCUCUACCUAUCUACGUUUCCGUCGUUUGUCUAUGCACUCGGUCAUUUCCUGUCCGAGUACCUAACAUAUCAGACGAUGGCCAUUGCAAAUCUUUCUACUGUCAGCUUUUUUGCAGGCACGGCGAUAAUCUGGAUGCUGCUGCAAUGGAAUGCACAUCAAGCGCAACCUGUGUUGAAAUCAGAAAGAAGUGUCUGAUUCCUGCUUCGGCUUUCUCCGCAUAAGUUGAUUAAGUGUCUUCUCAAUCAUGCUUGACUUAAAGCGCUUCAAGAAAGGUCUUCAGCCUCAUGUUUCGACUUUGUAAGAAAGCUGACAUCGUUGACAGCUAAAGAUCAUCUCCAGAGAUGUCAAAUUUUAAAGAUAAAAUUUAAUUUGGCAACUUAUAUGGCACUUGGACAUCUUUUAAAGUUUUGCUUUCCACCUGAUAUGUUAAAUUUUAAACAUAAAAUUAAAUUUCGGGCUUA
Messenger RNA from Malus domestica (apple), 807 nucleotides. Lineage: Eukaryota; Viridiplantae; Streptophyta; Magnoliopsida; Rosales; Rosaceae. The record is from RefSeq and is a predicted model, not a curated record.